UUCACGGAGAAAGGAAACUCGGACGAGAGCUCACUCGACAGGAACUCCGCCUCUGCCGCUGGCACCGAAGAGAAGAGGGAGCGCUCCGACGCCGAGCAGGCGCGGGCGUUCUUGGCGGAGAAGCGAACGUCGCCGCUGGACACUCCGGAGCGUCUGAGCCCGGCCAAGAGGUCGAAGCCCCUGGAGGACAAAACCCCAUCGCACGACCAGGUGUACCAGUGUCCGUACUGCACAUUCACCUGUGGCUGUGGUCGUCGGCUGCAGACGCACGUCGCCCGGCAGCACUCCUCCCUGCAGCAGCAGCAGCAGCAUCAGCAGCAGCACCAGCAGCAAGCCCCGGCAGCGCCGGCGCCCGGCAAUGGCGGCGGCGCGGUGCCCAUGGCGGCGGCCGCCCUGCUGCGCUGCCCCCUGUGCCAGGACGCGCUGAGCAGCCGCAUUCACCUGCAGCUGCACCUGACCCACCUGCACAGCGUCGCCGCCCACUGCAUCCCCAUGCUCAUGCAGACGGUCUCCGGUGACGAGAGCGCCGUGCCAAACGACGCGUUUUUCCCCGGCGUUGGCGUGGCCGCCGACGGAACGAACACCGACAUGAGCCGUGGCGCGGCGAAUUCGGCGGCGACGACCAUAGCCACGGUGGAAAACUUCGCCUAUACAGGCGAGGAUGGUGAAAAGUCCGAGAGGCCCGGCACGUCCCGAGAGAAGGCCUCGCUGGGCGUGGGCGCGAGUGGCGACCAGAAGGGCUUCCUGUGCUGGAAGAAAGGGUGCGGGCAGCAGUUCGUGACGCCCGGGGCGCUGCAGGCCCACUUCGCCGAGGCCCACGCCAAACAGCGGCAGCAGCAGCAGCUGCAGCAGCAGCAGCUGCAGCCGCCGGCCGGAGCCAUCGCGGAGCAGCGAGCGGUGGCGGCGGCUAGCAAGCACCGCUGCGGGCAGUGCGGCGCCUGCUUCAAGAGCCCCGACAAGGUGCUGGCUCACCAGCAGCUGUGCUGCCAGCCCGCCGCCGCCACCGCGGCCGCCUGCCCGCUGUGCCCGCAAAACCUGCGCACGCCCGCGGCCCUCGGCAGACACCUGGAGUCGAGCCACCCGGAGCUGAGCGACGGCGACGUGCGCCAGAUCUGCGGCAGCGUCGGCAUCGGCUUCCGGGUCGGCCGCCGGGAACCGUCGCCGGCCGAGGGAGGAGGCGAGGAAGGCGCGGCGGUGCACGACGGCGACAGGGGCGACGCGGAGGGCCCCUCCGAGGCGGAGGGCGGGCACGGCGGCACCGCGGAGGCGGGCGAGGGCGCGCCGGAGUGCGACGACUUGCUGGGCGACGCCAAGCGGGCGCUGCCGUUCCGCAAGGGCACCAACUUCCUGAUGGACAAGUUCCUGGACCCGUCACGGCCGUAUAAGUGCACCGUGUGCAAGGAGUCGUUCACGCAGAAGAACAUCCUUCUCGUGCACUACAACUCGGUGUCGCACCUCAACCGCCUGAAGAAGACACUGCAGGGCUCAGGCGGGCCGUCCGGCGGCGCCGCGCAGGGCGACGCCGCCGUGAGCGCCGGCGACAGCAAGCCCUACCGGUGCGCCACCUGCAACGUGGCCUACAGCCAGAGCUCCACGCUCGAGAUCCACAUGCGCUCCGUGCUGCACCAGACAAAGACGCGGGCGGCGCUGCAGGAGUCGGCCGCGGCGGCGUCGGGCGGCGGCAAAGGGGACGGCGCCGGCGCUUCGGCGAGCGCCGUUCAACAGGCCGCGAGCGACUACACCAAGGCCCAGGCGGCCCCCGGUGGCUCGGCGCACAAGCCGGAGGCGGCGCCGGAGUAUGCGGAGGCGCUGAGGAAGGCGCACGCGGAGGCGCCGCCGACGCCGUCGUCAGGCCAGCAGGCCCAGGCACAGGCCCAGGCACAGGCCCAGGCACAGGCACAGGCUUUGGCACGCGCCCAAACGCAGGCCCUGGUGCAGCAGGCGCAGGUGCAGUUCCAGCAGGAGCUGCAGCAGCAGCAGCAGCCGGCCUUCCUUCAGCACCAGCUCUUCAACCCGGCACUGCUGCCCCCUUUCUCCAUGACGACGGAAGCCUUCAUGCAGCUGCAGCAGCAGCAGCCGUUCUUCUUUCCCUUUGGUCUUUCCGGCGCCGACCUUCAGCUGCACCAGGAGAUGGUCCUGCCCGGGUCGUCCGGCGCGUUCGCCAUGUCCAGCGCGGCCGCCUCCAUCCUGGGAGAGCUGAAGUCGCAGCAGCAGUGGCAACAGCAGCAGCAGCAGCAACAGCAACAGCAGCAGCAACAGCAGCAGCAGCAGCAACAGCAGCAGCAACAGCAGGCGCUUCAACUCCUGAGCGAGGAGAUCGAGAAUCGGAGCGCCGAGGAGGACGAGAAGAUGGAGGAGGCGCAGGAAGAGGAUGUCGACGGCGAGUCGACGACGACACCGGCGGCGGGCCCCGGCGAGGAGCCGGGCGACGCGCAGCACCAGCAGCCGGGCGGCUCCGAGGAACGCGUGCCGCCGCCCAGGAUUCCGGCGUACGCCCGGGGCAAUGCGGUGCGAGCGCUGCUGGAGAACUUCGGCUUCGAGCUGGUGAUCCAGUACAAUGAGAACCGGCAGAGGUCGGCGCGGCGGGAGGAGAGUGCCGCGCCCGCCGACGCCUCGGGCAAGAUCGAGUGCAGGGACUGCGGCAAGCUCUUCUCCAACAUCCUGGUACUCAAAAGCCACCAGGAGCACAUCCACCUCCAGAUCCUGCCCAUCGAGGAGCUCAGCCGCUACUCCAAGCAGUACCGCAAGACCUACGACAAGGUCUACCCGAUCAGGCCGGACUCACCCGAGAUGCAGGCGCUGCCAGCGCAGCAGCAGCAGCUCCAGCAGCAGCAGCUCCAGCAACAGCAGCUCCAGCAGCAGCUCCAGCAGCAGCUCCAGCAGCAGCUCCAGCCGCCGCCGCCUCCGCCGCCGCCCCCUCCUCCGCCCGCAUCCACCGCCCCGAAGCUGGCCACCCCUCCAGCCACCCCGCAGCCCGCGCAGCAUUCGCCCCACCAGAUGGUGUUGUCCCAGCUGGCGCUGCCCCUGGACCAGCUGCCCAUGCUAUCGCCGCUGAUGAUGCAGCCGAUGCAGCUGCAGUCGAUGGCGUCGCAACUGUCCUCGCAGUUCAUGCCCAUGGAGUCGAUCACCGCCGACUUUGUGCAGCUCUACCACCUCCACCACCAGCAGAAGAUGCAGCAGCAGCAGCAGCAGGCGGUGGACUCGGCCCUGCUCCUGCAGCAGCAGCAGCAGCAGAGCAAGCGGCCGCGCACCCGCAUCACGGAGGAGCAGCUGAACGUGCUCAAGGCCUACUUCGACAUCAACAACCUGCCGAGCGACGAGCAGAUCCAGGAGAUGGCCGAGAAUACGGGCCUCUCGCACAAGGUCAUCAAGCACUGGUUCCGCAACACGCUGUUCAAGGAGCGCCAGCGCAAUAAGGACUCGCCCUACAACUUCAACAACCCGCCCACCACGAGCCUCGACGAGCUGCGUGCCGAGCCGCCGGCGGUGCCGGCAGCACCGGCGGUGCCGGCAGCACCGGCGCUGCCCCCCAUGCCGGUGCCGUCCCCCGAGCUCCCGACCCAGCAGCUGCAGCAGCAGCAGCUGCAGCAGCAGCAGCUGCAGAUGGAGACGCUGUCGAGCCGGCGCUCGAGCCGGACGCGCUUCACCGACUACCAGCUCAAGAUCCUGCAGGACUUCUUCGACGCCAACGCCUACCCCAAGGACGACGAGCUGGAGCAGCUGUCCGGCCUCCUGAGCCUGCCGACGCGCGUCAUCGUCGUGUGGUUCCAGAACGCGCGGCAAAAGGCGCGCAAGAGCUACGAGAGCCAGAUCGAGGGCAGGGACGGCGAGAAGCGCGAGGUGCUGCUCAACGACCGCUACGUGCGCACCGGCAACAUGAACUACCAGUGCCGCAAGUGCAGCGUGGUGUUCCAGCGCAUCUUCGACCUCAUCACCCACCAGAAGAAGCACUGCUACCGCGACGAGGAGGACAGCUACACGCGCGAGGACAACCAGAUGGACGACUCGUCCGACGCCACCGACAUGGGCAACUCGUCGGGCUAUACGCCACCGCCGGCGCAGCCGCAGCGCGACGCGCCGGCCCCCUCGUCGUUCCAGACGCCCGACGGCGACUCCCGCGGAGCUCCGAGCCCCAAAACCGAACCGGCCGAGGAGAAGCCGAAGGAAGGCAAGGUGGCGAGGGAGCAGCAGCGGGAGCAGCAGCGGGAGCAGCAGCGGGAGCAGCAGCGGGAGCAGCAGCGGGAGCAGCAGCGGGAGCAGCAGCGGGAGCAGCAGGAGCAGCAGCUGCAGCAGCAGCUGCAGCAGCAGCUGCAGCAACAGCUGCAGCAGCAGCAGCUGCAGCUGCAGCAGCAGCAGCAGCUUCAUCAGCUGCAAAGUCAGCAGGAAGAGCAGCCAAAACCAAAACCGAAUCAACCUCAGAGCAGCCAUCAUCAUCAUCAGCUGCUAUCGUCGUCGUCGUCGUCGCAGCAGGGGCCGAUGCAGCCGGCGCCAUACAACAGCCUGGCGCUGCAACUGCUGCCCUACCAGUGCGAGCAGUGCAAGCUCUCGUUCCCCACCUUCGAGCAGUGGCAGGAGCACCAGCAGACGCACAUGCUCUCCGCACAGAACCCCUUCGCUCACCCGCCCUCUGUCCUGGAGCGCCCCGCGGAGAUGCCCUUCGUGAUGUUCGACCCGCGCUCCGGUUCGCUCGUGCCGGGCGCCCCGCCGCACGUCCUGUCACAGUCGGCGCCGUCGCCCGCGACGCCGGCGUCGUCCGCCGGCACCGAGGAGAGGGCCGACGUCGGGGGCAAGGUGGACGGCGAGCGGCUCGACGAGCCGCACAAGGACAAGCGGCUGAGGACGACCAUCACACCCGAGCAGCUGGAGGUGCUCUACGGCAAGUACAUGAUCGACUCGAACCCCACGCGCAAGAUGCUGGACCACAUCUCCAGCGAGGUGGGCCUCAAGAAGCGCGUGGUGCAGGUGUGGUUCCAGAACACGCGCGCCCGCGAGCGCAAGGGCCAGUUCCGCUCGUUCGGCAUGGUGCAGGCCCACCGGCGCUGCCCGUUCUGCCGCGCCCUCUUCAAGGCCCAGACGGCGCUCGACACGCACAUCCGCUCGCGCCACUGGCACGAGGCGCGCCAGUCGGGUUACAACGUCUUCCCGUCGCCCGGCGCGCCGAGCCCCGGGCACACGCAGGCCAAGGACGGCGGCGGCAUCGGCGGCAUCGGCGGCGGCGGCGGCUUCGAGCACUCGCUCAGCAUGGUGUUCUCCCAGCCGCCGUUCGGCAUGGGCGCCGGCUGCGACAACCGGUCGGCGCUGCUGUCUCAGAUGAAGAUGAUGGGCGACAACUCCCCCACCGGGCUCAGCCACUCCCCCAUCAACGUCGAGAGCAGCUUCUGCGACAAGGCCUCGUUCAUCCCCAAGGUCGAAGGGUCGAUGGCGGGCGGCGCGGCGGAAGGCGACGCCUCGGCCUACGACGACGACGAUGGCCGCGGUGGUGGCGGCUCGUCGGAAGACGGCCGCCCGUCCGGCGCGAGCGCGGCACGCGGCGAGAACGGCGACGGCCUCUCGGCCGAGGCGUCGACCUCCGACUACGUCCGGCCGAAGACGGAGGACGAGGCGCCGUUUCAGCCGACGACGCCGGCGCUCGGCAGCGAGAGCGGCGACGGCGUCUCGUCGUCGGGGCCGGUGAGCCCCGGCCUGAGCCUCUCGACGACGCUGGACUUCGAGAUGAACGACUACAGCGAGACGUCCAGCCUGGCCGACCCGCGCACCCCGAGCCCGCUGGGCGGCCUCGCCUUCUCGCAGUCCAAGCUGUCGUCGUCGUCCGACGACCGUCCGGGCCACAAGCGCUACCGCACCCAGAUGUCCAACCUGCAGCUGAAGGUGCUCAAAGCCUGCUUCGGGGAGUACCGCACGCCCACCAUGCACGAGUGCGAGAUCCUCGGCAACGACAUCGGGCUGCCCAAGCGCGUCGUGCAGGUGUGGUUCCAGAACGCGCGCGCCAAGGACAAGAAGUUCAAGCUGAGCGUCGCCAAGCAGUUCGGCGCGGAGGCCGCGGUGGCCGCGGGCGGCGGGGAGGGCGCGGCGCCGCGGGGGGGCCGCUGCGGGCUGUGCGGCGUGCAGUACACGGCGCGCCUCUCGGUGCGCGACCACGUCUUCUCGCUGCAGCACAUCGGCAAGCUCAAGGAGAGCCUCGGCAGCCAGCUGGACGGCGAGAAGUUCCUCGACCCGGCGCUCUUCCGCCAGUUCAUGGCCCAGCAGGAGCUCGACCGCAUCAAGAAGGCCAACGAGAGCAUCGGCCUUCCCCAGCAGCAGGCAAUUCAAGUCACGAAGCACCCCGCCACGUUCCACAACGGGCCCCAAGUGCCGGGCCUGGGCCUCGCGUCGGCCUACUCGGCCGUUACCGGGCUCUCGCCGAUGCUCAUGCCGGGCGUUGGGGGCUCCCCGGCGCUGCCCAACUUUGGGCCGUCUCCAGCAGCAAUGACGACGCCCAAGGCAGCUCUCAUCGGCUUCCCCAUGUCGGCGAUCCCCUCGCCGGGUCUCACCGCGCCCGCCGCGGUCCCCAGCAAAUCACCGCAACAGCAGCAGAACGCCGGCACCGCGCCGCAGUCGCCGGGCAAUGAGAGGAGCAAAGACGCCGCUGGCGACGACCAGGACACCGACGAGCGGCAGAAAUCGGACGCCGCGGCGAAGCACGACGAGUCGGACGCGGUCGUCCAGCAGGCGCAGUCCGACCAGGCCCAGCUGCGGGCCCUGCAGGCCGCGCUGGCCGGCGAGUCCAACGCGACGGCGGCGGCCGCCCUCCUCGCGGGGCAGCUGCUGCCCUGCUUCGGGCUGCCCACGCUGCCGCCGUACUUCAACGGGCCGCAGCUGCCCACGGCGGCGGCGGCCGCGGCCGUGCUGCAGGGCGGCUACCUCCAGUCGCUGUACGGAAUGGACGCCUCGGGCCUCUUCCCCUACGGCCCGGCCUUCGCGCAGGCCGCCCUCGCCAACGGGCUGGCGGCCGGCUCGCUGCUGCAGCAGCAGGUGCAGCAGUAUCAGCAGAACGUGCAAGAGGUGCUGCAGCAGCAGCAGCAGCAGAUGACGCAGGCGGCGCAGCCGUCGAACGGCUCCGCGCAGGGUCGGCACGACAGGGGCGGCCAGGACGCGAAGGAGGCGGGCGACGGGGCGGACGACGGCGCCAGGCCGCCGGGCAAAGGCAAGGGGGCGGCGGACGCCCCGACGAAGCCGAGCCUGGCGGAGCACUGCGAGAUGAAGUGCAGCCUCGUGUGCCGCAAGUGCCAGAUGGUGUUCUCCGACGAGACGCUGGCGCUGGCCCACCAGAAGUCGCUCUGCUACUUCGGGCUGGGCAAGGUGGACGCGCGGGAGACCCUGGUGCGUGUGCCCUCGGGCCAGUACCAGUGCAAGGCCUGCGACGUGACCCUGCUCGGGGAAGACGGCCUGCGACGCCACCUCCAGUCGUCCUCGCACCGGCAGCAGGUCGCGGCCAAACGAGCUUCGUCCGACGCCAAAGAGCAGCAGCAGCAGCACGCUAGACUAUUAUUACCUCACUCCUUUCGCGCCACUGAUUCCGCAUCUACCUCGCAGCAGCAGCAGCAGCAGCCCAUGCCGGAUGACGGCGGCGGCGGCUUCUCGGCAGCCGGCUCCUCGUGCGCCGCUCCCGUCGCCUGCGCCAAAUCGUGGCCGCCGUUCGCCACGCCCGUGACGCCGCCGUCGCUCCCGCAGACGCGCUUCUUGCCCGCCCUCGUCACGGCCUCCCUGGCGAACUCGGCCGCGGUGGCGGCGGCGGCCGGGAUGGACGCGCAGGUGCCGGCGGCGGCGGCGGCGGCGGCGGCGCCCCAGCCGCCGGUUUCGCUGAGCGGGUGCUCGGGCGACGCGGACCAGGGCGGCCAGGCGACGUCGCUGGCGAGCGAGCGCGCCAUCGCGGCGUACGGCAUGAUCUCCGAGCGCGAGUCGCAGAGCGUGGGCUCGUAGAGGCGUUCCGCUCGCGGGCGCUCGCGACGCUCGGUUUUUAUAGAUAGCUUUAAACAAAACUUUGAAAAAACAAAAACCAACAUAAAAACGGAGACACGAUCAUUUACUGUGCAUGUAUUAACCCGUUGGUACAUUCCUUUUAUUUUUUGAGAACUAUUUUUUAUUUGUUUUCCCAAGGGUGUCGGCCUUGCGUAUUGUUGUGUCGGGAGCCGUUGCGGCGUGAAGGCGACUCGUGGGUUUUGCUAAAGAGGAGGAGGGAGGAGGAGGAGGGAGGAGGUCGCCUUUAAAUGUACCGGCGCCAACGUGGAGAAGAGCGUGGGAUGGCAGGAGAGGACGCGUCCGGGCGGGGGCGAGGGGCCUGGGUUUUGCUCGUCGCAAGCGGAAGAAAACCCCCAACGUCGCGGCGUUUGACAAAAGGGCUUCCUCCGCCCAGCACCCCGGAGAAAGACCAACACGUUGCAUCGAGAGAGACAGAGAGCAGGGGAAGAAACACUCAAUUCGGGCCAAGCUUUAAUAACAAUAACAAACAACAACAACAACCGAACGAUGUCAUUGACGACGACGGCGCGUCGAAUCGUUAAGCCGUCGGUGCCACGGACGGCUCUCCCUGAGUUUUUGCCGGCAACUUUAAGGGCAGCCUCCUGCGGGGGGGGGG
Molecule: messenger RNA, 8614 nt
Organism: Lethenteron reissneri (Far Eastern brook lamprey)
Lineage: Eukaryota; Metazoa; Chordata; Hyperoartia; Petromyzontiformes; Petromyzontidae
Product: zinc finger homeobox protein 3-like
Biological process (GO): regulation of neuron differentiation; regulation of transcription by RNA polymerase II
Cellular component (GO): nucleus
Molecular function (GO): RNA polymerase II cis-regulatory region sequence-specific DNA binding; DNA-binding transcription factor activity, RNA polymerase II-specific; zinc ion binding
Source: RefSeq, a predicted model, not a curated record